AUGGCCGCGGCGGGGCAGAACCUGGCCGUGGUGGUGCACCGAGCCGGGGACCUGCGCCUGGAGAACCGUCCCAUCCCAGAGCCAGGGCCCAAUGAGGUCCUGCUGCGGAUGCACUCGGUGGGGAUCUGCGGCUCCGACGUCCACUACUGGCAGCACGGCCGGAUUGGGGACUUUGUGGUGAAGAGCCCCAUGGUGCUGGGCCAUGAAGCUGCUGGCACUGUCAUCAAAGUUGGCUCAGGGGUGACUCACUUGAGACCAGGUGACCGUGUGGCCAUUGAACCAGGGGUGCCACGGGAGGUGGAUGAGUUCUGCAAGGGUGGCCGCUACAACCUGUCCCCUACCAUCUUCUUCUGCGCCACGCCGCCCGACGACGGCAACCUCUGCCACUACUACAAGCACAGUGCUGCCUACUGCUACAAGCUUCCAGACAAUGUCACCUUUGAGGAAGGAGCCCUGAUUGAGCCUCUCUCAGUGGGGAUCCAUGCCUGCAGGAGGGCAGGAGUCACCCUGGGCAGCAAAGUCUUCAUCUCUGGCUCUGGACCCAUUGGCCUUGUCAAUGUGCUGGUUGCCAAGAUGAUGGGAGCAGCCUCUGUGGUGAUCACAGACCUGUCAGCCUCCCGCCUGCAGAAGGCCAAGGAGGUGGGGGCAGACUUCACCAUCCAGGUGAAGAAGGAGAGCCCACAGGAGGUGGCCUCCAAAGUGGAAGCCCUGCUGGGCUGCAAGCCUGAGAUCACAGUGGAGUGCACAGGAGCAGAGGCCUGCAUCCAGGCUGGCAUUUAUGCCACUCGCUCAGGUGGGACCCUGGUGCUGGUGGGGCUGGGCCCUGAGAUGGUGACGGUGCCCAUCGUGAAUGCGGCCGUGAGGGAGGUCGACAUCCGCGGAAUCUUCCGCUACAGCAACACGUGGCCUGUGGCCAUUGCCCUGCUGGCAUCCAAGCGCAUCGACCUGCGGCCCCUGGUCACACACCGCUUCCCCCUGGAGAGGGCUCUGGAGGCCUUCGAGACCACCCGCAGGGGUGAGGGGGUCAAGGUCAUGCUGAAGUGUGACCCCACUGACCUGAACCCCUGA
This is a messenger RNA of Indicator indicator, 1068 nucleotides long. RefSeq names its product sorbitol dehydrogenase (gene SORD). Gene Ontology annotation, biological process: D-sorbitol catabolic process. The record is from RefSeq and is a predicted model, not a curated record. Gene Ontology annotation, molecular function: zinc ion binding; L-iditol 2-dehydrogenase (NAD+) activity. Lineage: Eukaryota; Metazoa; Chordata; Aves; Piciformes; Indicatoridae. Bases 1 to 1068 code for a protein of 355 amino acids. The transcript has 9 exons.